Messenger RNA from Myotis davidii, 1284 nucleotides. It is a transcript of the gene DEPDC4, whose product is annotated as DEP domain containing 4. Gene Ontology annotation, biological process: intracellular signal transduction. The record is from RefSeq and is a predicted model, not a curated record. Lineage: Eukaryota; Metazoa; Chordata; Mammalia; Chiroptera; Vespertilionidae.
CCCGGCCCGGGGCGAAGCGGGUCGAGUUUCCUAAGCCAUAGAAGUGGCUUCUGCCGGAAAAGGAGGACAGGAUGUUCUGCUUUUCAAGCUACUCAGCUAUGGGAUAGUAUUAUUCACUCCCUUCAGACUCAAGUGGAAAUAAAAAGGAGGAGGCAUCAUUUAUGAACAUACAAAGACUGUUUUACUGGUUCUGAUGCUGUUGAUGUAGUAUUAAGUCAUCUUAUGCAAAAUAUGUGCCUAAGUAGUAAUGAUCUCUCUCAUCUUAAACGAGUUCGUCUUUGCCAAGUUCUAAUGAACCAUACGGUAUUUCAACCAGUAGGAGUGAAGCUAUUCAAAAAUGAGAAAGAAUUGGAAUUUGAAGAUUCAAAAAAUAGACUCUAUAGGUUUGUAGGUAAUAAAUCAUCUUAUUUUUGCGAAAGAAAAAAGGAUGCUGAGAAUGGAUUAACAGAUAAAAUCAGACCAGAAGAUGAAAUAAUUUCAAAUCCUCUAGCACAGAAAUUGAUAGAAAAAAUUAAGGAACUUAUUCAUGCAAAGAGUAGGAAUCUGGCUUUACCUCCAAAUAUAACAGUUGACAAACCUGUUCUCCCGCUUUCAAAAGAAGAUAUAAGCACUAAGAUUGACAACUGCCUUAAUGCAGCAAUUGAAUGUGUGGAGUAUUUCCCUGACCAGUUCGUCAUUUCAGUUAGUCAGCAGUUCGUGCAAAAAAAUGAAGAGACAAGACUGAAUAAACAGAAAAAGAUACUCUUUGAUGUCAUAGUGAAAUAUAAUAAUCAAGAGAGAUAUUGCCUGUUAACUGAUGAGUAUUUUGAUAUUCAUUCAGGAAUUAUUGAACUUUUAGAAAAUGAGAAAAGAACAGAAGCACUGGAGGUAACACCUCUAAGAUUGUUAUUGCCCAACAUUAGAGAAGAAUUAGGACGGCUACUUACUUUUAUGGCUAUUGCAUCAGAGCCUAAUGCCUACAAGUUACAAAAACAGUAUGAUGACAAAACGGUUGUCCUGAAAACUCUUGCCAAAGCAGUUUUUCAAACCAAAUCAUUAUCAAAAGUACAGGCAGAACAACUCAUCUGGUUUCUACUGGAAUAUCACUCUGAGCUCUUCAAGGUAUCUCUGGCAUUUUGCCUGGGCACAUUUAGUGCCAAGCUAUUCUUGUUCAGCAAAAAGACACCAGUUACUUUAUUGGACCUGGUUAGUAAGAAACUGAGGAAGCUUUUGCAUGGAAAAGAUCCAGAUGCCGUAUCAGGAAAUGACCUAAUUUUACAGGAGAGGAGCCUGGCCAGCAGUUGA